CGCCCAUGGAGUGGCGACAGUCAAAGUUUUCAACGAGGGUGAUUAGCUGUCAAUCUCAAACGCUCCAGGAUAUCGAUGGCACAUUUUUGGAGCUCCACGGCAAGUCUAGUUUUUAGUUUGAUACUGAUUAUAAAUGACACUGUAAAAACCGAAACGGAUUCUCCUGCAACUACGGAAAUUGAAUCUCUUCUGCUUCAACCGUGGCAAGAGGAUUUGUAUGAGGGCGAACUUGACAAGCACCCUUACUGCCGCUGCCUGAGUGAUGGCUUGCAAGGCUGGAUAGUUGAAUGUGACUGUGGCAGAGAUUUUCCAGGCAUACUAAAUUUUUCAUUCCCCGCCAAGCUGCCCUAUAAAACAGCAGCGGUGAGAAUUAAGAAUUGCGACAUGGUGGAGAUUUCUAAGGGAGACAUUUUACGUGGCCAGCCCUAUGUGCCACUAGAAGUGCUGAGCAUAACAUCCAUUGUCCUGCUUAAAUUACACCCUGGACUGGUUAUGGACUCAAAUUUAAUACUUAUUUCACAAAUUGUCAAUAUCAAAGCGAUUCCCAAAGGCAUUCUUGGCCAAACCGUGGAACAUUUCAUUAUUCGGUCUGCAACAGUGACAACUGUAGAAAAAGGAGCCUUUGAUCAUGCGGACUUUUUAAAAAAUUUUGGGUUGCACAACACGAAAAUCUGGUACAUUGAUGGAGAAAUUCUCAAAGUCAACGCCCCAGAUGCAAUCAUCUAUAUUAGCAACACCAGUUUAGGGGAAUUAAACAAUGCAAGAAUGGAUUUGCUUGGAAAAUCGGUAACUUUGGUAAAAAACAAAUUCGGUGUUUUGCAAAAGAAUGCACUGAGAGUAAAUGCAGAGGUAUAUUAUGUCGAGGACAAUGAAUUCAGUGUUGUGGCGAAGCAUGGUUUUGAUCUGUCUGGCGAAACGGCACUCAUUGUUAAAAAUCACUUCGAGUUGCUUCAAGAAGAUGCAUUAUUAAUAAGAACUGCUGGGACACUGAUUUUUUCUGACAACUCUUUCAAAAAAUUAGGACAUAACUUUUUAAUACCGUCCUUCAGUGAAUUUGUGACGGUGAAUAACAGGUUUCUCAACUGCUCAAGAUCAAAUAUCGAAUGGAUUUGGGACGCUGCCUUCAACGGAACCAAAAAGACCAAAGAAUUUUAUUCCCAACUAUUAGAUCGGAAAGGUGAAAAUGAAUGCAGGGUAAACGGAAUGCUGGACGUGAAAUUGAGACACUGCUACAUUGGAAAAAUGGUCGAGAUAUAUAAAUCUGGAUCUCCUUUAUCUCAGAGGUUUGCCAACGCCACGGCAAGGAGAAUUUGCCAGUUUUUGAAUUAUAAUUCCUCAGGCUCUCUGGAAAGUGGCUCAAUUUUAUUAUUGUCUGUUUUUCUGAUUAAUCUAGUAAAAUCGUUUGCUUGAAAUUAUAUCUUUCUGCUUCAAAUAUUGUUCAAUUUCAAUUAUCUUAUCUACAUUUCUUUGCUGAAAAUAAUUUAGAAGCAGAAUUUUCAAGAAUUAUCAAUUGAUGCUAUUAUUUAAUGUAAAAUUUAGGGAAAUUUUAAAAUAAAAAUGUUCUUCUUC
Messenger RNA from Neocloeon triangulifer, 1569 nucleotides. RefSeq lists its product as uncharacterized. Bases 76 to 1410 code for a protein of 444 amino acids. The record is from RefSeq and is a predicted model, not a curated record. The transcript is spliced from 5 exons. Lineage: Eukaryota; Metazoa; Arthropoda; Insecta; Ephemeroptera; Baetidae.